AUGCGUAAAUCUUGCCAGAAAAAAGUCGAUGUAAAUCUGGGAGGAGCUGCGUGGACAUACCCACAAAUAUUUCCCCGGCAGCCUGUACAAAUUGUUUGUGUAUUUUUUUUUGUCUCAUCCUACACCGGAAGUUACGCUGUCCUUCAUGCUGCCCGAAAAAUAUUUAGUAAUGUGAAAGCAUCAAUAGCUGAAGAAUGGAGUCCAAAUGCUAACUAUACUCAACAUCCACUUAAACCAGAUAAUCUCUGGAAUCAAUCUCGUUUAUUUCAUUCACCAAGUGAUGCAACAGUAUUUCUUGGAGUAUUAGAUGCUGUAUUCAUGUUUGCAUAUGCAACAGGACUUUUUAUCAGCGGCAUUAUCGGCGAUCGAUUUGAUCUAAGGAUUAUAUUAUCGUCAGGAAUGUGCUUAACAGCAGUUUUCAUCGUAAUGUUUGGUGUUGUUAGUGAAUGGUUACAUCUCUAUUCUAUAGCUUGGUAUGUGGUUUUUUGGAUAUUAAAUGGACUUGCACAGUCAACUGCAUGGCCGUGUGUUAUUGCAAUUAUGGGAAAUUGGUUUGGUACAGAAAGCCGUGGUCUAAUAUUUGGUGUUUGGAGUGCAUGUGCAUCGGUUGGAAAUAUCUUUGGAGCUGCUUUGGCAGCAGCUUUUCUGAGAUACGGUUAUGAGUAUCCCUUCUUAGUUGUUGGUAUACUACUAUUUUGUUGUAGUAUAAUUAAUCUCUUUGGAUUAGUUACAUCUCCUGCUCAAAUUGGUAUCAACGUUGAUGAUAGUGCAGUAUCUGUCGAAGAUGUCCUUAAUCAAUCGGAAGUAGUAACAGAAAAUGAAAUCGACACGAAUGACGAAACUGCCGCUAUGAUUGUUAAAAAUGUAAAAGAUGUAAAACCUAUUACAUUUUUUCGAGCUUGGUUAUUACCUGGUGUUCUUAUGUAUUCAUUAUGUUAUGCCUGUUUAAAAUUAGUUAAUUAUUCCUUUUUCUUUUGGUUACCAUAUUAUUUACAUAAUAAAUUUCACUGGGAAGAAUCAGCUGCUGAUUUACUAUCAACAUUAUACGAUGUAGGAGGAAUUUUUGGCGGAAUUAUAGGUGGAUUAAUAUCGGAUAAAAUCGGUUUUCGUUCUAUUGUUGUUGUACCUCAAUUAUUAUUAGCCGUUCCUACGCUGUUUAUUUUCAGCAAUUUGGGAAACCAUAAAGCUGUGAAUGGAGUUUUGAUGACAAUUGCGGGAGUAUUUAUUGGUGGAGUAGCUAAUAUGAUAUCAGCUGCUAUAACAACUGAUUUAGGCAAUCUCUUUUGUUUUUUGUCCGUUACUUUAGGUCGUCAAGAAAUUCUUCGUCAUAGUCACGAAGCCUUAUCGACUGUAACAGGCAUUGUUGAUGGUACAGGCAGCUAUGGUGCUGCUAUCGGUCAAAUAUUAAUACCAGUUAUUAUGAAGAAGUUUAAUUGGCAAUAUGUAUUCUACUUUUUUAUUAUUAUGACACUUGUUACGUGUUUAUGUAUUUUGCCAUUAUUUAUUCGUGAAUGUCGUGAAGUUUUCGAACGUAUAAUGGAAGCAAGAUCUGAUACAACUUCAAGUAUUAAUCAUUUUAAUGAACUUCCUGAUGAAUUAGUUCAAAAUAUUCUGAUCAAAAUUGGCCAUAAACUCGAAUCUACGUCAAAUAAUUAUGUAUUAUGUCAAUAUGAUACGAUUAAAACAUCAUAUUAUUAUGAUUAUGAAAUUCAAAAACCAUUUCUACAACAAACUUUGAAAUAUUUGCUAAAUGUGAUGCUUGUAUGUAAACGUUUUCAUUCAAUCAUUAAUUCUAAUUUAUUUUGGUUACAAAAAUGUUUAAAUGAUCAUUUAAUAUCAUCAAAACAAGAUCUUAAUAUUUUAAUAAAAAAUAAUGUACAAUUUAUUGAAUUAUAUAAGUUUAAUCCGUUUCAUUAUGGACACAAUUUUGUAAAGAAUCCAUGUGGACAACUAGGAUUACAACAUUGGUCUAUAGGUGACGAAGGAACAAAUUCAUUUAACUAUCGUGCAUCACAGUCAGUUGAUGUUGAACAACAACCGGGUGGUAGUGAUGAUUUAUUAGAUGAAUUUAAUCGAUCUUGUUCAUGUUUUGUCACCUCUUAUUAUUGGGGUAGAAUCGAGCAAAAAGUUGAGUUCUGUCAACAUCGACAAUUGUAUGAAAAAUUGAGACCAACAAUUGAAUUUACUGUUUAUAUUGCCGCUAGAUUUGAUUGUGCAAGUCAAGGUUGUGUUCAAUUAGAAUUUUAUGAUGAAAAUGCAGAACUGAAACAUAAAUGGAAUUAUGAAAAAACAUUUCCACAGUGGAACGAUAGACAUUGGACAAAAGUUGUCUAUAAAUAUCAAACCUAUGAAUUAUUUCCUUCGUAUGUCAAUAUUAUAAUAAGAGGCAAAGAUCGUCAGUUUUGGGCAGGAGCAUAUGGAACGAAAUUUUCACGUAUUACGAUGAAAUUAAUACUCAAAAAACUGGAUGACGAAAGUACUCAUGAAAAUUUAGAAUUGGAAACAAUUAUUGAACCAGAUUUGAUUAUUUAA
Didymodactylos carnosus is the source of this 2532-nucleotide messenger RNA. NCBI's taxonomy places the organism in Eukaryota, Metazoa, Rotifera, Eurotatoria, Philodinida, Philodinidae. The record is from the annotation of a GenBank genome assembly.